Molecule: messenger RNA, 2490 nt
Organism: Vigna angularis (adzuki bean)
Lineage: Eukaryota; Viridiplantae; Streptophyta; Magnoliopsida; Fabales; Fabaceae
Product: patellin-3
Exons: 4
Coding region: 160-1962 (600 amino acids)
Molecular function (GO): lipid binding
Source: RefSeq, a predicted model, not a curated record
GACAGACUGGUUUCAAGCAUCAAACGGCAUAACAUAAUAUAAUCACUUUCUCUUCACACCCACCCAUCCAUCUUCCUCUCUUUUCUUCCCUCAACCCUUCAACCCUUCAUCAACGACAAUAACACCACCACCAACAACAACAACCACCCUGCUUACUCCAUGGCCCAAGAAACCCAAAACCCACCUCCCCCUCAGGAAGUGCCGCCAGUUGUCGACCCUGUCCCUCUCGACAACGCACCUACCACCGAAGCUCAACCCGAACCUGAACCUGAACCUGAACCUCAACCUGAAACUGAAACCCAGGAGAAGGUCCAGGCCGCUGUUGAAGACAAGAUUUCUGAAUCGGUUUCGUUCAAGGAGGAGACCAACGUCGUCGGCGACCUCCCCGAGGCGCAGAAGAAAGCCCUUGAUGAACUCAAGAAGCUUGUUCAAGAAGCGCUCAACAAGCGUGAGCUAACCGCGCCCAAGCCCCCCACGCCAGAGCCAGAGAAGAAGAAACCAGACACCGUCAAGGAGCCUGAAGUGGCAGCGGGAGAAGCAGAGAAGAAGGAGCCGGAAGGGGCCGCAGAAGAAGCGGAGAAGAAGGAAGUUGAAUUGACCGAAGAGAAGAAGGAAAUUGAAGUUAAAGAAGAGACGAAGGAAGUAGAAGUGACAGAAGAGAAGAAGAAGGAGGUUGAAGUGACAGAAGAAAAGAAGGAUGUUGAAGUUAAAGAAGAGAAGAAGGAAAUAGAAGUGACGGAAGAGAAGAAGGAAGUACACGUGACAGAAGAGAAGAAAGAUGUAGAAGUGACAGAAGAGAAGAAGGAAGUAGAAGUGACGGAAGAGAAGAAGGAAGUAGAAGUAACUGAAGAGAAGAAGGAAGAAGGGGUGACAGAAGAGAAGGAGGUGGUUGAAGCGACAGAAGCGAAGGAGGUGGAAGAGGAACUUGGUCCGGAGGAAGUUGAGAUAUGGGGAAUUCCGCUGCUGGCGGAUGAGAGGAGCGAUGUGAUUCUGCUAAAGUUUCUGAGAGCGAGGGAUUUCAAGGUAAAGGAUGCCUUCACCAUGCUCAAGAACACCGUGCGUUGGAGGAAGGAAUUCGGAAUCGACGCUCUGGUCCUGGAAGAUUUCGGAACUGAUUGGGACAAGGUGGUGUUCACCGAGGGACACGACAAACAAGGCCACCCCGUGAAUUACAACGUCUUUGGUGAGUUCGAGAAUAAGGAGUUGUACAACAAGACCUUUUCGGACGAGGAGAAGCGCAACAAGUUCAUCAGGUGGAGGAUUCAGGUGCUGGAGAAGAGCGUGAGAAGCCUUGACUUCUCUCCCACUGCCAUCUCCACCAUUGUGCAGGUCAACGACCUCAAGAACUCUCCGGGACUCGGCAAGAGUAACCUCAGGCAGGCCACCAAUCAGGCCCUUCAAUUGCUUCAGGAUAACUACCCUGAAUUUGUGGCCAAGCAGAUAUUUAUCAAUGUUCCCUGGUGGUACCUUGCCUUUUCUAGGAUGAUCAGUCCGUUCUUCACACAGAGGACCAAGAGCAAAUUUGUGUUUGCUGGGCCAUCCAAGUCUGCCGAAACCCUUUUCAAAUAUAUUGCUCCGGAGCUGGUGCCCAUUCAAUACGGUGGACUGAGCAGAGAGGGUGAACAGGAAUUCACCACUUCUGAUCCUGUUACGGAGGUCACAAUCAAACCCGCAACCAAACAUGCUGUCGAGUUCCCAGUUUCUGAGAAAAGCCACCUGGUUUGGGAAAUCCGAGUGGUGGGUUGGGAUGUGAGCUACGGAGCUGAAUUUGUGCCCGGAGCUGAGGAUGGAUACACUGUCAUUGUGCAGAAGAACAGGAAAAUUGCCCCCGUAGAUGAGACCGUGAUCAGUCACGGUUUCAAAAUUGGUGAAGCUGGCAAGGUAGUACUCACCAUAGACAACCAAACAUCCAAGAAGAAGAAACUCCUCUACAGGUCAAAGACCAAACCCAUCGCAGAGUGACUUCAAGGAACAACAGUCUCUAAAUGCAAUUCGUGUUCAUGGUCAUGUUCAUGAGGAUGUCGAGGUGAACAACAAUAAUAAGGGUGUUACUGUUAUAUAUAUUCAUCAUCGUUACAACUAUGCAACUUAAUUUGGGGGUGGGUGGGGGACUUCAUUCUUUCAUACCGGGUUAUCUUGGGUUACUUUGUUCAUUUGCUUCAUAAAUUAUUUUUGUUUCAAGUCUGGGAUCGGGCAAUUUCAUUGACACUGCCUAGUCUCUCACUGUAAUUUGGUGUUCUGUUUAUUUGUUUCUGGAAUUGGAUAAAACCUUUGCUGCUUGGAAAUGUUUGAAACGGAAUGCAUCAAUUGAGCCAAGCAAGUCAAGGAAGGUUGGUGGGGGAGAGGGAACAACAUAGUGGGGUUCAUUUGUACAUCAAAAUUUGUCACUCCUGUUUGCAUUGUGAUACUCUUAUGGCUGUAAAGUUUGUUUAAAUGUGAUCGUCAUGUAUUCCUUACUCCCGUAUAUAAUAAAAAAUUUACUUUAUUGUA